Molecule: messenger RNA, 1562 nt
Organism: Mirounga angustirostris (Northern elephant seal)
Lineage: Eukaryota; Metazoa; Chordata; Mammalia; Carnivora; Phocidae
Gene: RAB42
Product: RAB42, member RAS oncogene family
Exons: 2
Coding region: 431-1093 (220 amino acids)
Biological process (GO): vesicle-mediated transport
Cellular component (GO): Golgi apparatus
Molecular function (GO): GTPase activity; GTP binding
Source: RefSeq, a predicted model, not a curated record
AAGGAGCACCUGGGUGGGGAAGGGACACCUAUAACCCAUCAACUUUCUAGAGUGGUGCCUCCAGCUCCAGCAACAGGGGCCCAACCAGGGCACUGCCCGGAGAGUGGGGCUGGAGAGAGAAGCCGGCCCGCAGAAUGAGGUGACCCCUCUGGCGGUGUUAGCCUCGGGCAGGUGCGUGUUUGGUUCUCGUCCCUCGCUCGUCCUCCUCCCCACAUUGCCUUCUUUAAUCUCCCAUCCCGCGAAGUAGGGGUUAUUAGAGGACGACACUGGGCCCCCAGGCAGGAGAGCACGUGCCCGGGUGUCUCGCGCCCCGGGCCGAGGGGCGGGGCCAGCCUCCGGGGCGGGGGGCGGGGAGCGCCUCGGGGGCGGGGCGCUGACCCCGGGCGGCGGGGCGGCGGGGCGGCUGGACGCGGGCGGCUGGACGCGGGCCAUGGCGGCUGGGGGCUGCCGCUACCAGUUCCGGAUCGCGCUGCUGGGGGACGCGGCCGUGGGCAAGACGUCGCUACUGCGGCGCUAUGUGGCGGGCGCGCCCGGGGCCCCGGAGCCCGAACCCGAGUCCGAGUGGGCGCCCACGGUGGGCGUCGAGUUCUACAGCCGCAAGCUGCAGCUGCGAGCCGGGCCGCGCGUCAAGCUGCAGCUCUGGGACACCGCGGGCCACGAGCGCUUCAGGUGCAUCACCAGGUCCUUCUACCGGAAUGUGCUGGGCGUCCUACUGGUCUUUGAUGUGACAAACAGGAAGUCCUUUGAACAUAUCUGCGACUGGCACCAGGAGGUCAUGGCCACUCAGGGCCCGGAUAAGGUGAUCUUCUUACUGGUUGGCCACAAGAGUGACCUGCAGAGCACCCGCUGUGUCUCAGCCCAGGAGGCAGAGGAGCUGGCUGCCUCCCUGGGCAUGGCCUUCAUGGAGACCUCCGCCAAAAAUAACUGCAAUGUGGACCUGGCCUUCAGCACCCUUGCUGACGCCAUCCAGCAGGCCCUGGAUCAGGGGGACAUCAAGCUGGAGGAGGACUGGGGGGGCGUCCGGCUCAUCCACAAGACCCAAGUCCCCAGCGCCACCCCCAGGAAGCAGCCCCCAGGUCCAUGCCAGUGUUGACUCUGGGAAGGAAAGGGUUAAAGCAGUGCCAACCUUAGAAGUGCUGCUGGGAUGGGGAGUGUCAGUAUCUUUCUGGAGAGCAAAGGGCCAAAUGUAGCCAAAGGGUUAAUAUAAACAGUAUCCUAGCAGCCACACCUCCCGGAUUUGGGGGUUUCACAGCUCAGUUCCUUUCUGCCAGAAAGCUCUAAGAAGCCAGGUGUGCAGCUUCGUGUCCAUCAGCCUGUUUCCUCAGUUGUCCGUGGGGCUCAUAGAAGACCCAUGCCACGGCAGGGGUGAGGGGGUGGGGGACAUGCUCAGCCAGAGCCAGCCAUACCGCUAAGAGCUGAAUACGAGAACUAUCCUCACUACUCUUUCCCCUCUGACAUUUCUGGCAGCGCUCCCGAGCCCGGACGCGGAGACACACGGAGUCUGGACACUGCUGCACAGGCGAGGACUGGGCGGGGAAUUUCAGGGCAAGCCUACCUGGGAG